Messenger RNA from Triplophysa dalaica, 1163 nucleotides. RefSeq lists its product as uncharacterized. The record is from RefSeq and is a predicted model, not a curated record. Bases 29 to 709 code for a protein of 226 amino acids. The transcript is spliced from 4 exons. NCBI's taxonomy places the organism in Eukaryota, Metazoa, Chordata, Actinopteri, Cypriniformes, Nemacheilidae.
UGGAGGUGCUUUCACACAGAGACCUGAUAUGAUCAAAUGGAUGUUUGGACACAAGCGUAUAGCUGAACUCAUUGGAAUUAAACCUGCUGUUAGUAAUGUUAGUGAGAUAUAUGGAGACAGACUGGAGCUGGACCAUAAGACCGGAUCUCUCACCAUCACAAACAGCACAACCGAAGACUCUGGACGUUACACAUUGAAGAUCGGCUCUGAAAGGAGUCGUCACUGUCAGUUCGAUGUCACUGUCAGUGGUCGGCUUGGGGAAAAACGUCCAGAGCAGAAAACGGCGAAAAUUAAGCCGGUGUCAGUGAAUGAGGGAGAAUCUUUAACUCUCAGCACUGGAGAUGCUUUCACGCAGAGUCCUGAUAUGAUCAAGUGGAUGUUUGAAAACAUUUGUAUUGCUGAAUUCACUGGUAUACAAUAUUCUGCUGAAGAUGUUGAUAAAGAUGACAGAUUCACAGGCAGACUUGAGCUGGACUGUAAGGAUGCAUCUCUCACCAUCAAAAACAUCACAAGCACAGACUCUGGACGAUAUAGACUGAGAACCAGAACAGGGGAUUCAGAAAGAACAUUCAGUAUCACUGUCAGAGUGAUUUCUACAAAUCCUGAAGGGAAUGAUUCAGAGGCGGCACACAGACCGACUGAAUCAGAAAGUUUGUUGGCUGUUCGUGUUGUGGAUAAUAAGGAGGAGAUGAGACUACAACAAUAUUAAAAUGUAUAUAAACAUAACUGAUCUUUUUCAGUGAAUGAAAAUACUAUAAAGUCUGGUCCACAUUACAGCGCUAUCUAAGAACCGCUCAUUCACUGACAUGUAAACAUCCAGAGUUUGCUUAUUUACACAACAUUUAUAUUCAUGUAACAGACCUUCAUUGAGCAAAGUGUUCUCUGUGAGUGCUUGUACUGAAAAUGACAAGUGCCACAUGAUGUGUGUAGACCUUGUUCUCUGAAAUACUGUCCACAAGUAAUGAGAACAAACUCUUGAAACAAAGCAGAAUUUUUUUGCAUGAACCAGACGUUUCAGAGGGACCACAGCCUCCUCGUAAAUGAACAGAAAAAACAUUGAUAAUGUAUAUGAUAGUGACACAUUAACUGGAAAUGUACACUAUUUUCACUUAAUAAAUCUGUUCACUUUAUGUUAGGCUGUGAUCUGUUGUUCUGUCUUCUGA